AUGACAACUAAGCAAGCCAGAAUUGGAACUUGUCCUAAUGUCCCCAUGUUUGUAGUUGUUCUCAUGUUUUUAAGGGCCUUCGAUGGCUUCAAAGUCUUAGAGCUUCCUUACAAACAAGGCGAAAGACAAGUCUCAGCAUUUCUCCAUGGUUUACACUUUUCUUCUAACUUGGAAGCAUCCAAAAUUCUCAAGGAUUUCGAACUGGUGAUGAUGCAUUUCACCAGGAAUUUGACAGAGAUGUUUGAGUCGAAGAUGCUCCAGAAAUCCUGCGUUGAAGUUAAUGAAGGAGGCACUGAAGCUGCAGUUGUAGCUGCCACAAUUCUAACGCGGAGUUGUCUUUCUCGUCCUCAUCAGAUAAAAAUUUACUGGUGUUCAAUCUGCCUGCAUGCUGAUUUAUUGAGUGUUGUGUUCAUGACCCGGGAGCUUCGCAUGAAAACAAAGCAAGCUAGACGUGUAUGA
This is a messenger RNA of Prunus armeniaca (apricot), 459 nucleotides long. The record is from the annotation of a GenBank genome assembly. NCBI's taxonomy places the organism in Eukaryota, Viridiplantae, Streptophyta, Magnoliopsida, Rosales, Rosaceae.